This is a messenger RNA of Talpa occidentalis (Iberian mole), 8142 nucleotides long. RefSeq names its product threonine synthase like 2 (gene THNSL2). NCBI's taxonomy places the organism in Eukaryota, Metazoa, Chordata, Mammalia, Eulipotyphla, Talpidae. Gene Ontology annotation, molecular function: pyridoxal phosphate binding. Gene Ontology annotation, biological process: dephosphorylation; 2-oxobutyrate biosynthetic process. The transcript is spliced from 9 exons. The coding region runs from base 165 to 1745 and encodes 526 amino acids. The record is from RefSeq and is a predicted model, not a curated record.
UAAUGUCUAACUCUGGAGCUCCCCUUGGAGGGACCUCGGAGGGUUGAGUGUUUUAGCUGCUUUGCCGCUUCUGCGGGGUAUCUGCAGUGCUCAGAGUGGCCCCAAAUUGAGAAAUCUGCGGUGUUUUUGGAAGAGGUUGGAAGUGGAGCCUUAUCCUGCAGACCAUGUCAAAACUUCCUUCUGUGACCCAGGGCCUGGUUAGCUGGAGGACAGUGCCCGUGAUCUUAGAGCAGGGGUCUGCCCUGGGCCAGCUUCUGAGAGCUGCGAUGUUCGCCCAGGCCUCCAGGAUCAUGUGGUACAUCAGCACUAGGGGGAUGACCCCACGGGUCGACUUUGAGGGGGCCCUCUUCUCUGGCUAUGCACCUGAUGGGGGCCUCUUCAUGCCUGAAGAGCUCCCGCAGCUGGAUGGAGAGACCCUUCGCCAGUGGAGCACGCUCUCCUAUCCAGGGCUGGUGAAGGAGCUGUGCACCCUCUUUAUUGGCCCUGAGCUCAUUCCAAGAGACGACUUAAAUGAUCUGAUCCACCGGGCCUUUAGCAGAUUCCGCCAUAGAGAGGUGGUGCAUCUGUCCAGGUUGCGGGACGGGCUGAACGUGCUGGAGCUGUGGCAUGGGGCGACAUAUGCGUUUAAGGACCUGUCCCUGUGCUGCACAGCACAGUUCCUGCAGUACUUUCUAGAGAAAAGGGGGAAGCAUGUCACCGUGGUGGUAGGAACUUCUGGGGACACAGGGAGUGCUGCCAUUGAGAGUGUUCAGGGGGCCAAGAAUGUGGACAUUAUUGUUCUGCUGCCCAAGGGUCACUGUUCAAGGAUCCAGGAGCUGCAGAUGACAACGGUGCUGAGGGAGAAUGUCCAUGUGUUUGGAGUGGAGGGAAACAGCGAUGAGCUUGAUGAGCCAAUCAAGGCUGUGUUUGCUGACACUGCUUUCGUCAGGAAGCACAAUCUGAUGAGCCUGAAUUCAAUCAACUGGUCCCGGGUCCUUGUGCAAAUGGCCCACUACUUCUACGCUUACUUCCAGUGUGCACCUUCCAUGGACACACACCCGCUGCCCGCUGUGGAGGUGGUUGUACCAACGGGGGCUGCUGGUAACCUUGCAGCUGGGUGCAUUGCUCAGAAGAUGGGGCUGCCCCUCCGCCUGGUUGCGGCAGUGAAUUGCAACGACAUCAUCCACAGGACCAUCCAGCAGGGAGACUUCUCUCUGUCCAAGGCUGUCAAAUCAACCUUGGCAUCAGCUAUGGACAUUCAGGUACCCUACAACAUGGAGAGGAUCUUCUGGCUGUUAUCAAACUCUGACUGUCAGGUGACGAGAGCCCUCAUGGAGCAGUUUGAAAGGACCCAAAGUCUGAGUCUCCCCAAGGAACUGCAUAGCAAGCUUUCCGCAGCAGUCACAUCCGAGUCUGUAUCAAAUGAAGCCAUCAUCCAGACCAUGGGCCGCUGCUGGGAGGAGAACCAGUACUUGCUGUGCCCUCACUCGGCCGUGGCUGUGAGCUGCCAUUAUCAGCAGAUGGACGGGCAGCAGCCCAGUGCUCCCCAGUGCUGCCUGGCCCCUGCCUCUGCAGUCAAGUUCCCAGAAGCUGUCCUGGCUGCUGGGCUGACCCUGGAGACUCCUGCAGAGAUCCUGGCCCUGGAGAGCAAGGAGACACGCUGUACCCCCAUGCGGAAGGGUGACGACUGGACAGUGAUGCUUCGGGACACGGUUGAGACCUUAAGCCGUCAGUGGGGGGGUCACUUCCUAAAUGCCUCCCAAUAGCCUGGCUGGAGUUGGAUACCUUAGGCUCCCAACCCCAGGGAUGUAUGCCCGCUGAGCUGCUGGGCACCUUCUCCCUGUUAAGAAUUGGUCUAGGAGAUCCUCGGAGGCUGCUCUGUGCCAUCACCGUGGUAGUAGUGUACCUAGUCACCUGUGGGGAGGGGGGUUGAGGGUGAUGGCUGGAGGUGCACUCACCCCUCCUCCCCCCAAAACCCCAGUGCCAGAGUAUGCUGCGACAUCACUGCUGUUGGUGAAACCUUCCAGCCUGCAAACAAAGAAUCUUGCGCACAGAGUCAACCUCGGCUCUAGGGUUAGGGCUCCAGAUGCUACUAAACCUGUGCAGGUGGGGGCCACACACUCCACUAACACAGGCCUGGGGCUCACGGUCCCUGAGCCUUAGUUUACCUGCUCCCCAAGUCAGAGCCAGAGGUCUUGGUUUGACUGUGAUACUUCCCCUUCCCCCCUAUUAAAAUGUUGGCACUCCCUGGAAUAAAAGUGUGUGUUCAGCGUGAUGGUGACUUCGCACAGCCUGUGGACAGAGACAAGAGGCUGGUGAGUGGCGAUGGUGGUGCCCAGGUGUGAGCCAUAGCCACCAGCAGCUCCCCAUCGCCCCGGGUUGGGGGGCCAACAGAGCAGUUAGCAUAGCGUGUGGCACAGGUGGUGGUCAGAGUUAAGGUUCAGGAUCACGAGAGUUGGGCCGUGUGGGAAAGUGUGGGCCUAAAGGUACACAGCUUAGUCACUCUGUCGCUUAUAUACCUGCUUUGUUAAACCAGGGCUCAUGUUACAGCAGUCAGAAGCUAUGGUCCCUGUUGGCCACUAAAUAAAUUCCAAAUACCCGCAUUUCCGUAAGUACCUCCACAACCACCCUGCUCCAGAGAAGGUAAAUUAUUCUUUCUUGUGAAAUUAUUCUUCUCUUCUGUGCCUCAGACCCUGACAGGCCUCUGGGAGACUGUCCUUGAGGCCACAAGUUCCCAUCCCACGGGCUAUGGAAGUCUUGGUUUCCAUGUCUUGUUUAUUGCAGAGCUGCCACUCUUCAGUCUGACUGGGAAUAAUAAUUUUUGUUUGUGAGCUCUGGCAGAACUUCUUUUUUUUAAAAAAAGAUUUAUUUAUUUAUGCAUACAAGAACUGGGGUACAGACCAGAGGUGUGGGGGGUGAGAGAAUUCACAAGAGACAGAGUGGGGAAUAGAAUAGGCAAAUCUACUAACAUACACUGCUGAGAGGAGUAGCGGGUGAGACAGGAGAGGUCUUCUGCACCAUGUGGGUUGCUCCCUGGCUGGCCAGGGAUGGAACUCAUGCUGCAGUGGCUGCAGACAGCUUCAUAGGUUGCAUCUUAACCCCUUGCGCCACCAGGGAGGCCCUCUGGCAAAACUUCUACUGUAGCUUUGAGGACUGUAUUUCCACCCACCUUGCUGGAUGGUUCUCCAUAUUACAUACUAUCUCUAAGUUUCUUGAAGAUGGGAACCAUUGUUUAGCAUGAUGGGCUGAAACUUUUUUCAUUUGCCCCUAUUGUUUAAAAAUUUUAAAAUAUGUUCUCAAAGAUUUGGAAAAGAGAAUCUAUAUCAUCAUAUGUUGAAAGGAUAUUUUGUUAUGAAAUAGAUUGUUAAGACUUUCUUUUCCUUUUACUCUGACAGUAAAGUUAUGUAUGCAGCUUGCCUUUGUGACUCAUGGUUCUGUGGAUGACAGUUGUCUGGAGCUUACCUUGACCUUGUGUACACAUGGACACACUACAGGUAGUUGCAGAUUUAGUUGCGCUACAGUGUUCAAAUCCUAUGUGGCUUGAGGGGGGUUUGAGACAAACACCAGCGUGGGAAAAGGACCCAGUGGGUGCCUGGACUCCAGACACCUCUCCUGCCCUGAGUUCUGAAGGCCGGGGUCACCCAGGUUGCUCUCUGCCUGCCGUACCCACAGCAGCACAGCUGCCUGUGUGUCUGAGACUCCGUGGCUCUCCUGGGCUGAUGGGGAGACCAGAGGGCACCCUCUUACUAGAAACUUGACAUUGAAGCAUGGCAUUCUGUACAAAGAGGAUAGAAUAGGGAUGCUGGGCCCACAGGAGAAUGGAAAGAGCAUUCCUGAAGGACUGACAAUGUCCCUUAGAGGCUACAGCACUUGACAGCUUCUGAGACGGCACUUCCCCAAUCUUAUACAUGGAGAAAUAUCCAAGCCCCAUUUAUCCGUGAGGCACAAUAGGUCUGAUGCUUAGGGAUCACAUGAAAAAGUUUUAAUUUCAUUUAAAAUCAAGGAAAAAUGAAUGUACUGAGCUUUGUUUAUAUUUAUCUGUAUACCGACACAGUUAAUUGUACACAAUGGGAUUUAAAAUUUUUUAUGAAGGAAGACACUCAGGAAAUCAAAAGUGUGUAGGACCCACAAAGUCAAAAUGGGCCCUGUUAGGAACUACUGUGUGCAGGGAACACAUUAUAAAACUAAUCUACUUUAUUCUGACAACAAGCUCUGAUGUAGGUGCUUCUAUGAUUUGCAUUUUACAGAUAAGGAGACUGAGUUGCUGACAGAUGAGCUAAAUUGUCAGUGUGGCACAGCCUAGGAGCUUGGUUUUAAGUUUGGUGUUUGUUUUUCAUCACACCUGUUGCAAGCUGGUGACCACCACCAUGCUCCACCACCUCUACCCUUCCCCAGGCCUCCAACCUGCUUCUGGACCCUCCUUCCUGGGAGUAUUCAGGUCUGGAUUUAGGAGCAUGGCUGUGCUUCUCCAGGACUCCCACUAAGGGGUGCUGUAACCCUGCUUUUCGGGUCCUGGCUGCCACAGGCAGAAUAAGCUGAGCCAGAGAUACCUAACCCAUGGCUGCCAUGUUUCUGAGGGUCUCAGGGCAGUGUUGGGGGGCAGGGGGCAUGUCACAAAACCCCUGCUCUCUGGAUGUUUCAGAGUCCAUUCUGGCUCUGAGAGGCUGUCACAUUCCUCAGGUGACCCAGUUUAAUGCCAUUGCACACAAUUAAAUAUGAGGCAGCAACUCAGGAUAUUCUGGCCACAAGGAAUCAUGGAGAUGAGUGGAGGAGAAGGUCCAGUGAGACGGCAUCUGCAAAUCCAUGCACCCCUGGAAACACACACAGACAGACACACAGGUGCACACACAUAUGCACAUCUGCAUACACACAUUCUACUUAAUGGCCAAAGCAAGGUUCCUGAAACCAAACAAAGUUAGAAACAUGUUGAAAUUGGCCUUUCUGAAUUAUCUGCUUCCUGGGGGUGUGAUAACAAAUGAAUUUCAUCUCCAUGAGCCUCAGUUUCCUUAUCUACUAAUUAUAAUACUUACCUUGCUGUUUGUUUUUGAGGAUUACAUGAGAUAAUGUAUUUCCAAGUGCUUGGUAAAUGCUAAAAUACCGUACAAAUGGUUCUUGUUAUUACCAGAAUUAUAGUCUGCACCAAACAAUUUAGUACUUUUAAGCUAUCUUGUAUUUUUUACUAAUUGCUUUACGAAUUAGUCUUAUCUUGCUUGUGAGAUUGCCUCUUCUGUGAGGAUAAAGUUCCUUGUGGUCCUGCAGUGCUGGCACGACGUGGGGGGCGGGGCUGGCAUUGCCCCCACCCCAGCCACUAUGCCCAGCAACAGGCUUUUCCAUUUAGGGGCUGAAUGUCAUGGAUUAGACAGUAGGUGCUCUGCUAGCCAGUUUACAAGCAGUGCCAGUCUGUUACGAUUUGAUGAUGAAAUUGUUCCCUUUCCAUUACUAAGGUGCUGAGCCCUUUGUAAAGUACUUUCCAGAUAUUGGCUCAUGUAGUCCUCAAGCCCUCUAUGAGAAAGUGUGAUUUAGAUCUCCAUUUUAAAGAUGAGGAACUGGAGCUCAGAGAGGUCAGGUGACUUGCCUGAGGUCACCCAGCUGGUGGGUUGUGGAGGAGGGAUGUGAGACUUGGUGCAGCUGUGAACUUAACCUCCACGACCUAGAAAGUGUGAUUUAUAUUUCCAUUUUAGAGAUGAGGAACUGGAGCUCAGAGGGGUCAGGUGACUUGCCUGAGGUCAACCAGCUGGUGGGUGGUGGGGGAGGGAUGUGAGGCUGGUGCCGCUGUGAACUUAACCUCCACAACCUAGAGGCCAGAUGGCCUCCCAGUUCUCUUCAAAUCAGCGUCUACACUCAAAUGAAAGCUAGAUGAGGAGAAAGCACUCUGAGGGUGGAGGAGAAGAGAGCAGACCCAGGCAUAGGGGAAAGGCCAGAUGUUUUGUGGUGGGGAGUCAGACCAGAAGUUUGCAGGGAGCUUUCCGUUCCCGCUCAGCAUUGGGUACCUCACCUGGGAGCAGGUGUCUGCCGAGUUGACCAGGUGUUGUUUGGGAGGAGAGUGAAGAGAGUGUAGUUUGGAAGAUUUUCAGCUGUUGGCAAGGGAGGCUCAGCUUGGUGGACUUGCUGGAAAGACUCACAGUGCUGAUGGAUGAGGCUGAGGAGAUCUUAUUAAAAAAUUCCAUGUCCUCAAAUGCACAAGGGUAAGCAACACAGAGAGUGCCAGGCCAUUAGCUUCCUGGAAAGAGGAGAGGGCUGACUUCUCUGUCUCGUGGCUGCCUUUGCCCAAGAAAGCAUCUUCCAGAUUUACCUUUCAAAUCUUACUCAUAAACCCACCUUUUCCACACCUGGGUAUUUCCUGGUGUCAGGGCCCAGGAAAACGCUAAGGCCCAUUGUUGUGACUUCCUACCAAGUUCUGGGCACUAUAUGGGCUACUGAGGGAAAGAGAACAAGCAGAAGAUAUGGCUGAUUUAUGUAGAGAGAUAAAUGUUGUGAAAACACCACAGGCUGCCCCAAGGCUAUGAGGACUGACUCAAAUGCAGGGUCUCAGGCAAUCCUCCUGUGCCCUUGCACUCCCGUCCCUUAGCCACUAUGGUCCUGUCCCAUAAUGCAGUGCUUGGUUCACAGAUUUGCUCCCUACCACUUAAACUUUCCUUAAAGCUUGCUAUCGUAUAUUCCACAAGCCAGGAUCUCGCCACCAAACAGCCUUCACGGAGUGUGGCCUCUGUGAGUGGUUGAUGGCAACACAACUGGCAAAAAUUUCUGCAGAGUCUAGAAGGGGAAAGAUGACCCCGCAGGAAGUGGGAAGUGGGCGUGAGGAAGAGUGAACUGGGCACCCAGGGGUCUGCCAGGCAAAGGGGGUCCUUCUAGAUUCAGGACUGCUUUCUUCUCCUCAGUGGUUUGGUCGUCACAGAUGUCUUAUAGGUGACUACCCUGGGGAGGAGGAGGCACCUGCUGAGGCAGUACACGUGUUUAUGCAGCUGGGGAGGGAGCUUCCUUCCCUCUGAAUGAAAGCUUGCGAGCUGAGUGGCCAAGGCCAAGGUCCUAUCACAGGUAUGUCUCCUGAGAACUGAGGCUGGGCUCUGGAUCCUUGGGGUCACAGUGAAAUCCCUGGGUUGGGUCACUAGGAGGACCCACAGAGUGUCACCUUUCCCAUGUUCCCUUUAUCAGGGCAAAAUUGUCCUCCAAAUUUUCCAAAUCCAGGAUAAAUGCAGCAAUGAUUCACAAGGCCAGAAGAGGGCAGCAAAACACACUCAAAAUCCCUCUCCCUCAAAGAUAACGCCCCUUAACCCCUCCCCCACCCAGACCCUUACCCCACAGGAAUGCAGGUCUGAUUUCUUCUCUGGAAAUUGAGCCCCUGAGGGUCAGAGAUGCUUUUUUAGUUCCUUGUUUCUCAAAUUUAAUAUUGAGACCUCCCUCAUUUAAAAGUUAAAAGAACAAUUCACAAAUGCUCCCAAUGUGGUCUUAUCAGUUGUAUUUUGUAAUAAUGCUACUCAAAUAUAUACGGCCACAAAAGUAACUAUGAAUUCCUUCUGCUGAUAACCCCCAUGGGAAACAGAAAGAAAAAUUCAAAUUAAAUGAACAAAUCUACAAACAGGUUCACAGUAACCUAUUGAUAGCUGUGAUUCACAAGGUGCUGUGCUGGAGUGGCGGUUGCCUGUGAGUGCAGGACCUUCCUUGCUGUUGUUGCUUGUUGCAUGUAUUUCUCUCCCACCCGUGGUGAGAUGACAUCACUUUUCCACCACUUUCCCAGCCCAGCCCAGUAUGUUGUGAUGUCACGUGGUCUUGACUCCAUCUCAUCAUAUACUUGCACAUCUGUCUGCCUAUCCUUGCUGGUUUGUGACAAUACAGCGUAUUGUUGUUUUCCACUGUAAACACAAAAGCAAAUGCAGACCCUGAAAUGAUUCCAUAAGACUUAGUUUUAGGGUGAUCAGGCAAACAUUCUAGAAAAUGUCUUAAAAAAUUAUCAAAAUAGGGCCUCCCUGGUGGCUCAGCGGUUGAGCGCUGGGUUCCUAAGCUGCCCACAGCCUCUGCAGCGCUGGUUCGAUCCCUGGCCGCCGGGUCCCACAUGGCAUGCAGACCUCUCCUGCCGCCCACUGCUCCCCUCAGCAGUGUAUUUCGUCAGUCUGCCUGUUCUGUUCCCCGCUCUGGCUCUGGUGAAUUCUCUCACCCUCCCGCGCU